This is a messenger RNA of Ipomoea nil (Japanese morning glory), 1315 nucleotides long. Its product is annotated as suppressor of disruption of TFIIS. The transcript is spliced from 9 exons. Bases 112 to 1011 code for a protein of 299 amino acids. The record is from RefSeq and is a predicted model, not a curated record. NCBI's taxonomy places the organism in Eukaryota, Viridiplantae, Streptophyta, Magnoliopsida, Solanales, Convolvulaceae.
CCCACGGAAUGCAUCAUCUUCCUUCCCCCCUCCUUCACCUCUUUCAAUCCCUGUAUAGAGCAAAUUAUCACUCCAAUCUUAAUCUUGAUCUUGAUUCUGGGUUAGACAAAGAUGGCGUACGAAGACCGCUUUGGACAGGUUCAGAGGUCAAAAUACGAUUGCCUGCUAUUUGAUCUUGACGAUACGCUUUAUCCCCUCAGCUCGGGUUUAGCUGCAGCGUGUGGCAAGAACAUUCGAGAUUACAUGGUUGAGAAGCUCGGUAUAGACCGAAGCACAAUCGUUGAUUUGGGUAACUUGCUGUAUAAGAACUAUGGUACUACAAUGGCAGGUCUUAGGGCAAUUGGCUAUGAUUUUGACUAUGAUGAAUAUCAUAGUUUUGUGCACGGGCGAUUGCCUUAUGAGAAUCUGAGGCCCGACCCUGUCCUAAGAAGUCUUCUGCUAAGCCUGCCUUAUAGGAAGCUUAUCUUCACGAAUGCUGAUAAGGUCCACGCCAUCAAAGUUCUUAGAAUUCUUGGAUUGGAGGACUGUUUCGAGGGGAUCAUAUGCUUCGAGACACUGAAUCCCACUUACAAAACAGCUGCAUCUGAUGAUGAGGACGACAUCGCCUUUGUGGGCUCUUCUGCAGCCUCUGCUGCAUCUUCGAGCCGCUCAGAGAUCUUCGACAUCGUUGGGCACUUCUCCCAACCGAACGCUGGAUCAGCAUUGCCUAAGACGCCCGUUCUGUGCAAGCCUUCCGUGGCGUCCAUCGAGAAGGCUAUUGAACUCGCCAGCAUUGAUCCACAUAGAACUCUCUUCUUUGAAGAUAGCGCCCGAAACAUCCAGGCUGGGAAGCUCGUCGGCCUACACACAGUCCUGGUGGGGAAAUCUCAGAGAGUUCAAGGUGCGGAUUACGCCUUGGAAAGCAUCCACAACAUCAAAGAAGCCUUGCCAGAACUGUGGGAAACCGACAAGGUGGCUGAAGUCAACAACAACUACUCCGGGGUUGCUGUUCCAGCAUCUGUCACUGCUUAGCUACCUGUCCUCAUAUGCUUAACAACAACGUUUUAGGAAUCAAAAAAACAACAAAAAAAAAACAAACAAAAAAAAAAUUGGGAUUGUCUGUCGUGCUUAAUGCCCAGAGGGGAGGGAGCAAUCUUGCGCGAUUGUGUUGAUCAUCAUCAUCACUGAUUAUUAAAAAUUUAAAAGGAAAAAAAAAAGAAAAAAAAAUGAUGUAGAUGUGUUCAUUGUACUUGCUACUACUACAUAGAAUAAUUGUGCAAUGUAAUGUAAUGCUGUAAAUGAGUUUAUUUUAAUGGCAAUUAUUUUGUUCCUUCCA